Molecule: messenger RNA, 3795 nt
Organism: Dipodomys spectabilis (banner-tailed kangaroo rat)
Lineage: Eukaryota; Metazoa; Chordata; Mammalia; Rodentia; Heteromyidae
Gene: Synpo2
Product: synaptopodin 2
Exons: 5
Coding region: 1-3795 (1264 amino acids)
Biological process (GO): positive regulation of actin filament bundle assembly
Cellular component (GO): actin cytoskeleton; Z disc; nucleus
Molecular function (GO): actin binding
Source: RefSeq, a predicted model, not a curated record
AUGGGCACCGGGGAUUUUAUUUGCAUUUCCAUGACUGGAGGGGCGCCCUGGGGCUUCCGGCUCCAGGGGGGCAAGGAACAGAAGCAGCCUCUACAAGUUGCUAAGAUUCGAAGCCAGAGCAAAGCCUCUGGAUCGGGACUGUGUGAGGGGGAUGAAGUUGUGUCUAUCAAUGGCAACCCUUGCACAGACCUCACCUACCCUGAAGUCAUCAAGCUCAUGGAGAGCAUAGUGGACUCCCUGCAGAUGCUGGUGAAAAGACCAUCUAGUGGAAUAAGCGAAGCUUUGGUCUCCGAAACUCAGAAUGAACCCCAGGAACAGCUCCCACAUGGGGACUGUGUGGAAAGGACGACCCUACAGAUUCGCCCAGCCAUCCAGACGCAGCACGGGGAGGUCUUCACCACCACCUCGGUCCAGGGUGGGGCUCCCCUAGCUGAAGACCAGAGAAGUGCUUCCAAUUGUAUCAGAGACAUAGAAAAAGAAACAGAUCUGAGCCACCAAAGGGAUCCCCAAAUGCUUGACUCCCAGGAAGGCUAUUUGGCUGAAGAAACCAUCCUGAGGGAGAAGGCAGGAGCAGGCCCUGUGGUGGAGCUACAGCUGUCACUCUCUGAGGCAAGACACAAGGGCAGUCAGGGCCCUGGAGUGGCUGUCCAGGGAGCUGAAAAUUUAAAAUCUCCUGACCCAGACUCUAGCUUCUACCAUGAGGAGGCCUUGCACAUCAAUUCAGUGACUGCUCAUGAGAAAGCAGACCCUUCUCUGAGGUCCAGCAAGAUCAUCCAGAUUUCCAGUGGCAGAGAAUUGACAGUGAUCCAGGGAGAGGAAGCUGAAGAUGAUCUGGGACUGGCCCGUGUGGAAGUGAUCUUCGACUGCUCUGACAGACAGAAGGCAGAAGGGCGCAGGCUGCAGGCAGGAAAGGGGUGUGUGGUUUCCCCAGUGGAAGGAGGGCAGUCAGAAGCACCUCCUUCUCUGGUCUCCUUUGCCGUCUCAUCAGAAGGCACAGAGCAGGGAGAAGACCCACGCUCCGACAGAGAUCAUAGCAGACCACACAAGCACAGAGCUCGGCACGCAAGACUCCGGAGGAGUGAAAGCCUGUCCGAGAAGCAGGUGAAGGAAGCAAAGUCUAAAUGCAAAAGCAUCGCCCUCCUUCUGACGGAUGCCCCCAACCCCAACUCCAAGGGGGUGUUGAUGUUUAAGAAGCGCCGGCGGAGGGCCAGGAAAUACACGCUGGUCAGCUACGGCACGGGAGAGCUGGGGAGGGAGGAAGAGGAGGAGGAGGAGGAGGGCGACAGGGAGGACGCCUGCGAGGUGGCAUUCCUGGGCGCCAGCGAAUCCGAGGUGGAUGAGGAGCUGCUGUCCGAGGCUGAGGACGACGGGCCCCAGGUGGUGACCUUCGACUGGGAUUCGGGCCUGGUGGACAUCGAGAAGAAGCUGCACCGGGGAGACAAGAUGGAGCUGUUACCCGACAGCACGGGCAAGGGGGCCCUCAUGUUCGCCAAGCGCCGGGAGCGGAUGGAUCAGAUCACCGCGCAGAAGGAGGAGGAGGAGGAGGGCGCGGGGCCCGGGCCGGGCCGGGAGGCGAACGCCGCCGCCGUGCAGGUGGACGGGCUGAGAACCGUGGCGUCCUACCAGAGGCAGGACGAGGCCUCGGUGCGGGUGCGGGGCGCGGUGAGCACCAGCUACGUGCAGCUGGGCCGCGGGGCCGGCCCGCUGCCCCAGCAGAACGGCUUGGUGGCGGCGGCGCCCGGCCUCCCGGAGCCCCCCAGGGCCGUCCCGAUGAACAGGACGGCCAAGCCCUUCCCGGGCGCCGGGGCCCCGCCGGCCGCGCCCUUCGUGCCGGCCCGCAGCCCGACGAGCCCCCGCGCCGACUUCUUCCCCGCGCCGCCGCCCUACUCGGCCGUCACCCCGCCGCCGCCCGAGGCCUUCUCCGGGGCUGUCUCGAGCCCCGUGGCCGGCCCGCCGCCGCCGCAGCCCCCGCCGUGGCCCCAGCCGGGACCCUGGGCCCAACCCGCCUUUUACGACUCGUCGGAGCGAAUCGCCUCCCGGGAUGAGAGGAUCGCCGUGCCCGCCAAAAGGACGGGCAUCCUGCAGGAGGCCAAGAGGAGGAGCACCACGAAGCCCAUGUUCACCUUCAAGGAGCCCAAAGUCAGUCCCAACCCGGAACUCUUGUCACUGCUGCAGAAUUCCGAGGGCAAACGGGGCGGCGGGGCCGGGGGCGACUCCGGGCCCGAGGAGGACUACCUCAGCCUGGGCGCCGAGGCCUGCAACUUCAUGCAGGGCGCCUCCGCCAAGCAGAAGACGCCCCCGCCCGUGGCCCCCAAGCCCGCCGUCAAGUCCCCCCCAGCCUCCCAGCCGGCCACCCCCAUGUCUCCAGUCUGGUCUCCAGGACCCGUGGCUCCGACCCAACCUCCUCCUGCCUUUCCCACGUCCAACCCAUCGCCAGGCCCAGUGGCCUCCGCCAUCAAAAUCGCCCAACCGUACGCUCCCGUGCGGCCCGCCAGCGCCCUGAACCUGUCCGGUCCCUUCAAAGGCCCGCCAGCCGCAGUAGCCAAUCAGAAUUACACACCCAAGCUCGCGGCGACGCCCCCCGCGGGGCCACCCAAUGAGCUGCCCGGAAUGAGCGGGAAAGGCGCCCAGCUCUUCGCCAAGAGGCAGUCGCGCAUGGAGAAGUACGUGGUGGAUUCCGACACGGUGCAGGCCCACGCGGCGCGUGCGCAGUCUCCCACGCCGUCCCUCCCAGCCAGCUGGAAAUACUCCUCCAAUGUGCGGGCGCCCCCGCCGGUGGCCUACAACCCGAUCCACUCUCCUUCCUACCCGCUGGCUGCCAUCAAGUCCCAGUCCUCGGCUGCACAGGCCUCCAAGAUGAGCAAGAAGAAGGGCAAGAAACCCCUCAAUACUCUUGAUGUCAUGAAACACCAGCCGUACCAGCUCAAUGCGUCCUUGUUUACUUUCCAACCUCCAGAUGCCAAAGAGAGCCUUCCCCAGAGGUCACCGGUGAAGGUCAGUGCCGCCCCAGCCAUGAGACAAGCGCUUCCUCCCCGGCCCGUGAGCGUGGGCUCCCCCACGAACGCGCAGGCCUCGUCGGUGUACUCGGUCCCGGCCUACACCGCCUCGCCCGCCGGCUUCGCGGAGGCCGCCUCGCCCGCCAGCGCCUCCCCCGGGCCUCCGGGCCUGCCCACCUCUCCCAAGCAAGAAGCCGCCUCUUCCUCUUAUUUCGUGGCGCCGAGGCCCAAGUUUUCAGCCAAGAAAAGUGGUGUCACAGUUCAGGAAAGUGGUGGGCGCACUCUUUCUCUUCCUGGAAGACCCAUCCCACCUACCAUGUCUACAUCGCUUUGGGAAUACCAGCCUGCUUACCCUGUCAAACCAACCAACAGGCUGGAGAAAGCCAACAAGAGACCAACUCCUUGGGAAGCUGCAGCAAGGUCCCCUCUCGGCCUGGUGGAUGAUGCGUUCAGACCCAGGAGCAUCCAGGAAUCCAUUGUGGCCAAUGUGGUUUCUGCAGCUCGAAGGAAAGUGCUUCCAGGGCCUGCAGAAGACUGGAAUGAGAGAGCGUCCUAUGCUUCCCAAACCCAGACCAACACAAGCUCACUUGAAAGGCUAGAUGAUAAUGUUGCAUUCCCAAUCAACAAUAGCAUGUCCACCAACUACCAAUACGGCUCACAGCCGCCAUAUGCAUUCUAUAGGCAAGGUUCCAGAAAUGAUUCUGAAAUAAUGUCCUUGGAAACCAGGUCUGAUUACUGCCUUCCACUAGCCAAUUGCAACUACAACCCACACCCAAGGGGAUGGAGACGUCAAACAUGA